AUUGAACGGCUUAAUGUUGAAACAUUAUCUAUGGAACGUAUUCUUCGUUUAACAAAUUAUUCUAAUUUACGUACACUUGGUUUAUAUGAUGUUCAACCAGAAACAGUUAAUUAUCUUUUUUCUGGUAACGAUAUUUUAUUCUAUUCUUUCAAUUAUUAA
Molecule: messenger RNA, 159 nt
Organism: Rotaria sp. Silwood2
Lineage: Eukaryota; Metazoa; Rotifera; Eurotatoria; Philodinida; Philodinidae
Source: the annotation of a GenBank genome assembly